AGUGUGAGUGCCAUCCUUUGUGUACAACGUCUCUCGAAGCGGUAACGAUUAGAAAGUGCGAAGAUCGUCCAGCGAAGUGGGGCCCGUUGCCGCAUGAAUCAGUAGUUACGUCACGACGCCCAUAAGUAUACGAGCAGAAAAGAAAAUCGGCAAGUGAUUCUCGCGAUUAUCAUUGGACGCAAUGGAGAUACUCGACGCAAUGGAGAUACCCGACGACGAGGACAUUAGGUUUCUCGAGGCCUGCGUGUACGGCAGCUUGGACGAGGUCGAGUAUUACCUCGAGCGCGGCCUGAACCCCAACUGCAGCCCCGAGCAGAUCGAGGCCGGAAUCGAUCCGCCGCUCAACUUGAUUCUGCAGCACUUCCGUACGGAGAUGCUCGACCUGCUGCUGUGCCACGGCGCCAAUCCGAUCAUGACCAACAAGCACGGAACGACUCCACUGCACGUCAUCUGCGGGCUUCCACACUCCGCCUUCUUCACGGCUGCGGUAUUCUUCGAGACGUGCGCGAGGCGACGGAUGUGGUUGCAGCUCGACGCCCGGGACAACGGGGGCUGGACGCCCCUGCAAUUGGCCCUGACCGUGUCCAGGGACGGCGACUUGGUGGAAUUGCUGCUGGCCAAAGGGGCCAAUCCGAUGUUGGAAAGUCCGCAGGGCUGGACGUCUUUGGGAUUCGUGGUCGAGGCUUACGCGUACAAUCGAGACACGGCAACGUUUCGGAUGCUGAACAGACUCGAGGAAUUGGCCCGAACGAUGCUGGUACUAGGCGCCGACCCGAGAUUGGCCAACGACCAGGGCGAGACUACUCUGCAUCUCGUAGCCAAGGAAAACCACGAAUCUUCCAUGGACUUCUGGUAUCGCGUAUUGCUCAGAAUGAGCCGCGAAGCGAUAAUACUCAGCCGCGAGUGGAUCGACGCCCGCGACUGGUUGGGCUUCACGCCGUUUCACCGGCUCUGCAUCGGCUUGAGAGACCCGAUGACCGACUACCAGGCCAGGGUGGCCGAGUGGCUGCUCAGUCAUGGGGCCGAUCCUAAUUCGGUCAGCAGCGGCUUCGCCACGACUCCACUGCACUUUAUCGCUCGGCAGGAGAGCAAUUUAUCCUUGAUGGAGCGCGUGCUCGACGUCGACCAGCACGGAAAUCGAGUCGUGCGGCUCGACGAGCACGGAAAUAGACCCGUGCGGCUCGACGUCCAGGACAAGUUCGGCGAUACGCCGCUGCACUUGGCCGCGAGGGGCGGCCAUCGACGGAUGACCCUGCUGCUGCUGGAAGAGGGUGCCGACCCGAAUUUGCUCAACGCCGAGGGAUUCGCUCCUCUGCACGAGGCCUACAGGGUGGACGCGAACUCGUUCUUUCUGGACUUUCUCGAUACCUGUCGCCGAAUCCGCCAGUCGCUGGCGGGCGCCGCCAACGUACGGGACAAGCGGGGCAACACACUCCUGAACUUGGCGCUGAGAAGGUUCCGCGACGUAAGCGGCGCGGAGGUCCACGCGCUGCUGUGCCUGGACGCCGAUCCGAAUCUGGCCGACGCCAGGGGAUCCACGGCUCUGCACGAGGUCUGCCGGAUAGACGCGGACUCGCGCCUGCUGGAGUUCCUCGCGACCUGUCGCGAAAACGACCGGUCGCUGCAGGCCGCCGUCAACAGCCAGGACGAGGACGGCGAGACGCCCCUGCACGUGGUGCUGAGAACGUUCUACGUCGACUGCCGGGCGGAGGUCCGGGCGCUGCUGGGCCUGGGCGCCGAUCCGACGUUGCCCGACCAGCGCGGCACGACGCCUCUGCACUUGAUCUGUUUGAAAAAAGACCUCGUGGACGGGGACUUGAUAAGGAUGUUUUUCGCGAUCGCCGAUCAAGGACGAUGGCCGUUGCCCGUCAAUGCCAGCGACAAUCAGGGCCGGACACCUCUUCAGUUGGCCGUGACGAGUCUCAGUCCGGGAACCGUCGAUGCUCUCCUGGAUCGUCGCGCCGAUAUCACGCAGCUCGUUUUCCCCACCGAGGCACAGUUCGACGAGCUCUUGAGACCUGCGGAGACCCGCUCGAACGAGUUAAAAUUGAGAAUAGCGAUCAGCGCCUCGACCAUGAUCGAGCGCCUCGAGAGACGAGGAUACGAGCUGGACCGAAGCAACGCCAUGACGAUGAUGAGAAUCAUCGAAAAGCUCGAUUUGUUCCGGAUAGAGGUGGAUCGUCCCGUGACUGGCUUGCUCGAAAACACGCAGUUCGUCACGGCAGCGCGAGAUAUUAAGGUAAAAAACGACGGCGACCCUACGACGCUCCACGAUCUGCUCGUGUUGCCGCUCGAGGUGGCGGCGAAACGAUUCACGUGCCAGGACUACUUCGAACUCGCGCGCGACGAAAAGAAAGUGCGGAAAUUCGAGGCCGACCGGACCAGAGUGACUUGUCUCGCGCAUCUGUGCAAGAUAAUGUGGACGAGAUUUUUCUUGACCUGGGCCCUGGACCCUUUCGUGAUACUGAUUCACAACCGAUUGCCGCCUAUCUGCUGCGUAAAGAUCAUCGAAAAUCUGAACCUCGAGGAUUUGUUCAAUAUUUGCUUGGCGGUGGAGAUUCAACAGGCUUGCGAAGGAAAUCAGAAUAAUUAAAGUUUUUUUCGCGUUUCGCGCUAUUAAAUUAUGCAAAUAUAAUUUAAU
This is a messenger RNA of Trichogramma pretiosum, 2641 nucleotides long. RefSeq names its product serine/threonine-protein phosphatase 6 regulatory ankyrin repeat subunit A-like. Bases 182 to 2593 code for a protein of 803 amino acids. The transcript has a single exon. Lineage: Eukaryota; Metazoa; Arthropoda; Insecta; Hymenoptera; Trichogrammatidae. The record is from RefSeq and is a predicted model, not a curated record. Gene Ontology annotation, molecular function: protein binding.